Molecule: messenger RNA, 1017 nt
Organism: Wickerhamiella sorbophila
Lineage: Eukaryota; Fungi; Ascomycota; Dipodascomycetes; Dipodascales; Trichomonascaceae
Product: Carnosine N-methyltransferase
Exons: 1
Coding region: 1-1017 (338 amino acids)
Molecular function (GO): S-adenosylmethionine-dependent methyltransferase activity
Source: RefSeq, a predicted model, not a curated record
AUGGAAGAUGAGCUGGAGACGUGGUUGAGGCCGUUGAAUGCGUUUGUGGAGUAUGCGUCUGAGACAGAGGAGAUUUUGAAGCGGCGAGAAAGCAAGGCGCGCGAGGCCGAGCAGGAUCAGUGGCUUGCAUCGCACUUCAUCAACCUGCGUCAAGCCGCAGAAGCCAAUGCUGAAAUUUGCCGGAAGAUAGCCCAGAUCGGCGUCGAGAUGCUCGAUGAAGAAUCCAUCAAGGUGCUGGGUGAUGAGGAGUUCAAGGCGACGCCAUUAGAUGCUGAGAAAGUCCGAUCAACGCUUCGCCAGUUCGCACGGGAGUGGUCGUCGGACGGAAGAUCAGAGCGUGCUGCAUGUUUUGACCGAAUCGUCACGGCUCUGCUGAAGGAGUUCCCAGAUGGAAAGGCGAAAGUUGUUGUCCCCGGCUCGGGACUCGGCAGAUUGCCGUGUGAGCUAGCGAAAUAUGGGUUUCAUGCAGUUGGCAACGAGUUCUCAGUGCACAUGGUUUAUGCGUCCAACUUCAUUUUAAACCUAUCGCCGAGCGCAAACUAUACUUCAAUUCAUCCCUAUAUUCAUAAUUAUUCGCACAUCAGGACACGGGCCGACCAGCUAGCUCCAGUGAGCAUUCCAGACAUGUGGCCGGCAGAAAGCUUGGCUGGAGAGCUUGAAAUGGCAGUAGGCGAUUUUAUCGAGUCAUUUGCAGAGGCUGAUCCUGUGGACGCAGUAGCGACCGCGUUUUUCCUGGAUACUACAGACGAUAUUUAUACCACGAUCAACACAAUCUCUAACCUGGUGCGACCGGGCGGGAUAUGGACCAACUUCGGGCCGUUACUUUGGCAUUUCGACGGCGAUCCCGACCGGUGCGGGCUCGAACUUUGUAUGGAGGAUUUGAUUACUCUCAUCAAAAGCAGCGGAUGGUCUAUUACUACCCUGGAAACCGACGUCGAGACCACCUAUUGUCAAAGCCCUAAUGCGAUGGGGGGCUUUGUGUAUAAAUGCCUGUUCUUUGUGGCAAAACGGAUAUAG